Plasmodium coatneyi is the source of this 1473-nucleotide messenger RNA. RefSeq lists its product as uncharacterized. Gene Ontology annotation, biological process: rRNA methylation. Gene Ontology annotation, cellular component: mitochondrial large ribosomal subunit. The coding region runs from base 1 to 1473 and encodes 490 amino acids. The transcript has a single exon. Gene Ontology annotation, molecular function: methyltransferase activity. The record is from RefSeq and is a predicted model, not a curated record. NCBI's taxonomy places the organism in Eukaryota, Apicomplexa, Aconoidasida, Haemosporida, Plasmodiidae.
AUGAAAUGCAGCGGAAAGGUAGGGUACUUCUUUAACCUGAAAAAGGAGUACGGAGAGAAGAGGGCGGCUACCCUGUUAAGGACCCUGGAGGAGGAGAAAACGGUCCAAGGAGCAUUCAUAACAGAUUUUGUAAAAGUAGAUUAUCUGAAUUUGACAAAAAUUCUCUUAUUCAUGGUGAGGACAAAUAAGGUGGAGACAAGUUUCGAUGGUUUGUAUGUAGAUGCGGCGUAUGCACAUUUGCUGUCCUAUGGGGGGGUAGCGGUCUCCCCGGGGGAACGUCAAAACGGUGUUAUCCCAUCCUCAGGGGUGAAUCCAACAGAGGUAAAUACAGAACAGGUGAAUACCGAACAGGUGAAUCACAUCGAAACGCAGAAAGAAACGUACCAAAGUGGAGCGACCGCCCUGAUUAACCACCCAGGCGAAAAUUACGAAAAAAUAAUAAUUCCCAAGUUAGAACUACUAAACGCAGGUGAUAUAAUGAAGCACGAUGGGGAGGUGGAAAAUAUGGACAAAGCCAUCUACUACUUAAACCCCUGUUCUGUCCUGUCAGCAUAUUUUCUGGAUGUAAAGAAGAACGAAAAUGUGCUGGAUAUGUGUGCAUCCCCAGGGGGAAAGUCCCUAGUCAUCGCAAACCAGCUCUUCGGGUAUGACACCUCCCCAAUGAAGAGAAUAAAAAACAUGGAAUACCUAAAGGAUGGAAGUGUACAAAUUACAUGCUCACUAGAUAUGGUGAAUUAUUACACCAUGAACAGACAAGGGUUCUUUGUUGCGAACGAAUUUAACCGAGUAAGGUACGACAGAUUGAAACAGGUACUGAGCAAACAUCUGCCAAAAGAUCUGCUGACGUCGAAUAAUUUUCACGUCACAAAUUACAAUGGACUAAAUGUGAACUCCUUUUUAAGGUUCCCAAGGUUCCACAAAAUAUUGCUAGACGUUCCUUGUUCCACGGACGAGCAUUUAAUAAAAAAAAAAAAAAAUGAUUUGCUGAACAAGUGGACAGAUAAGGUGAUAAAAAAUAACGCAAGUUUACAAUUCGAGUUGUUAAAUAACUCCUUCCAACUUUUACACACAAAUGGCACGCUCGUUUAUUCGACUUGUGCUCUUUCUCAUCAGGAGAAUGAUCAUGUGAUUGAGAAGCUUUUAAAAAAAUAUAAAAAGCAAGUUCAAAUUGUUGACUUUGUGAAGGAAGAGUAUCAGAAACGGUUCAGCAGUGAUCAUUGCGAUCGUUUAUUUGUCGAAUCUUUUGAAGGUCAACCCGUUGGGGAGGACCCCACCAGCGGCGUGACACUGCGCGAGGGAGAACAUAACCGUCAGCAGCAUGGGGAUAGACCCAUUGAGGGUGAUAGCAUUCCCCGUGACGGGCCGAGCACCAACUUCCUAUCCUUCUUCGAGAAGACCAAAUAUGGCUACAUUUCCCUGCCAGAUAGAUCACCCUUUGGAAUUUUAUACAUUUGUAAGAUUCGAAAAAUUUGA